UUAAAACUGAAAGAAAUAUAUAUAAAGUUGAGUUAUAUAAUACAAUAAUAUAAAAUUAUAUAAUUUUUAUUAUUUAAGUAUUUUCAAAUUUAAUAUAAUUAUAAAAAAAUUAAACGAAAGUUGGAUUGGAAGUCACUAUUUUUGUUAUAUCUUACGUAAUAGUUGUUGGACUCUAUUCACGAUAAAAGUUAGAUUCAAAAUAGAUUUAAAAUCAAACAUAAUUUAUAAAAAAUUAUAAUAAAUAUAAAAUAAAUAUAAAAAUAAUAAAUUUUUUUAUAUAAAAAUUCUAAUGUAUGUUGAUUUACUAAUAUAAUGUAAAAACCACGUGUUUUAAUCCUAUAAAAACUAUCUAUAUAGAACAUACAUAUAUUAUAAUUUUUUAAAAUUUUGAUUAUAUAUUUUUUAUUUUAUAAAUAAAAAAUUUAUUUAAUGUAAAUAAAUAUAUUAAAAAAUUAAAUUAUUAAAAAAUAAAUUUAUUUUAUUAAAACCAAUAAAAUAUUGUAUCAAUUUAAUCGUGUAACCAAUUCAUUCAAUUUCAUCGUGUUAUGAAACGUUGUUAUAUGUAUAAUUAUACAAAAAUUGUACAAUAAUUUUGUAAAUAUUUAAUAUUCAAUACUAUUGAAAUAAAGUAUUUCAUUGAAUAAAUGUAAUGAACAUAAUAAUAAAAUUUAUUAUAUUCAUUUUUAUUAUAACCUUAUAAAAAAUAUUAAAAAAUUAUGACAUCUAAUAAAAUUUGGAUUUGGAAGAAAGUUCCUGGUAUUAUCGAUCGUUAUAAUGAUAUAAUUUAUUCAUACCCAAUGUUAUCACCAAGUCAAGAUGUUCUUCUAUAUUUUGGAGGUGACAUUCAGGAUAUUCAAGAAAAUAUGGAACAUACAACUAGCAAAAAAUAUAUAGAAUGGAGUUUACAAAAUACUGCUAAAAUACUUAAUACAAACUUUCCUAAAAAACAUGUGCUAUUAAUUCGACCAUCUAGAAUAUAUGGAACAAUAAGCUCUUUUAAUAAUUUUGUAUUAUCAAAUGAAUAUGGUGUACCAUCAUUUCUACCAAUAUAUAAUGCUUUACAACAUUUGCAAGAAUUAAUUAAAUCUUCAUUAAAUCAUAUUAAAAUGUGUAAUGCAAACAAGGAAUUUACUCAUUUUAGUAUUGAAAAAUUAAAUCUAACAUUAAUGGGCUUUAGUAAAGGCUGUGUUGUUUUAAAUCAAUUAUUACAUGAAUUUCACUACUAUCAAAAUAAAUCAGAACCUGAUAUGAAUAUUAAUAAUUUCAUAAAUCUUAUUAAAAGUAUGUGGUGGUUAGAUGGUGGACAUGCAGGUUCUAAGGAUACAUGGAUUGUAGAUAAGUCUAUAUUAGAAUCUCUUACAAACUUAAGAAUAGAAAUUCAUGUUCAUGUUACACCAUAUCAAAUUAAUGAUUCUCAUCGUCCAUGGAUUGCUAGAGAAGAAAGUCUCUUUUGUAAUAUUUUACAAAGUAUGAAAAUUCCUGUAAAACGAACUUUACAUUUUGCAGAUAAAAAAAGAAGUUUACAACAUCAUUUUAAUAUUCUUAAAGCUAUUGGAAGUUAUGCACAAUAAUUUGAUAUAUAUCUUAUUUAUAAUUUUUGAUAAAAAUAUCUUAUUCAAUAAUUAAUUAAUAAUAUGAAAAUAUAUAAAUUUCUCAAAUUUUUGAGAAAAUAGUAUUAGAUUAAUUACAAAUAUUUUUUACAAUAGAACUUCUAUCAUUUAAAUUAAUUAUAAAAUAUUAAUCUUCAUAUAUAAUUUUAUAAUUUUUUAUAAAAAAAAAAAUAAAAGAAAACCCAAUAUAAUAAUAAAAAUCCAAUAAUUGUGAGAAAUUUUAUUUAUAUUUAUGUAAAUAUAUUUUUUUUAUGUAAAUAUAUAACUUUUUAAUUUAAUAUAUGUAUAUAAUAUAUAUUAUAUACAUAUCAAUAAUAGAGGUUCAAUUGUAUGUUUCAUAUCACAUUAUAUAAUAUUAUGUAUUAUAUUAAAAUUUCUAAUAACUUGAAAUUUUAAUAUUUAUGCAUAAAAAAUUUUCACAAUAUAUUUUUUAUUACAUAAUUUUUUUUUAUUAUAUCAUUUAAUCAAUAUUUUUAAUGAAUUUUUAAAUAUUUUUAUGAUAGUUUAAAUAACAUUUCUAUAAUUAUAUAAUACAAAUAGUACAUUUCACAAGGUAACUUUGUACAUUAUAAAACUUAAUCUAUUCACAUAUACACACAAUAGAGUAGAUAUAGAAAUAUUAAUUUAGAUUAAAAAAAUUAUAGAAGAUUUGAAAAAAGAUAAUUUAAAUUAAAAAAUUUAUAUAAAAUAAGAAUUUUCUAUAGAUGUUUUAAACAUAUGUCUAUAUAUGUUUCUUUAUUAACAUCUAUUUUGACAUUUAGUACGAUAAUAAGUUAUACUUCCAGAUUCUGAAACAAAUAGUUGCUAAAUAGAAAAACAUAAUAUUUAAUACAAUUUAUAUAUAUAUUAUAUUAUUGAUAAUUAAUAAUUAAUAUCUAAUAUAAUGUAAAUUAUUUAAAUUUUAUGUAGUUUUUUAAUAAAUAUAUUUACCAUUA
Apis cerana (Asiatic honeybee) is the source of this 2545-nucleotide messenger RNA. RefSeq names its product mitochondrial protein C2orf69 homolog. Gene Ontology annotation, cellular component: mitochondrion. The record is from RefSeq and is a predicted model, not a curated record. NCBI's taxonomy places the organism in Eukaryota, Metazoa, Arthropoda, Insecta, Hymenoptera, Apidae.